This is a messenger RNA of Epithele typhae, 1428 nucleotides long. RefSeq lists its product as uncharacterized. Bases 1 to 1428 code for a protein of 475 amino acids. Gene Ontology annotation, biological process: carbohydrate metabolic process. The record is from RefSeq and is a predicted model, not a curated record. The transcript has 6 exons. Gene Ontology annotation, cellular component: extracellular region. Gene Ontology annotation, molecular function: cellulose binding. Lineage: Eukaryota; Fungi; Basidiomycota; Agaricomycetes; Polyporales; Epitheliaceae.
AUGCAGCUCUUCGUCGCAGUCAGCUUUGCCUUUGCACUUGUUCGAGUCGCUCGGGGCGCGGCUCCCAUUUGGGCUCAGUGCGGUGGCAUUGGCUGGAUUGGCGAGACCGCCUGUACCGUCAUCAACCCCUACUACUCUCAAUGCCUUUCCGGUGCCGCAUCCUCGAGCACCGCAGCCUCUCCUCCCUCGAGCACAGUCUCCUCAUCCACCGCUUCUACUCCAGUUUCCACUGAAGCCCCCAGGGCGUGCGCGACUCCAUCCUCCAUCUCGGGCUACAACAACGCGAAGCUCCCUAACCCCUUCUUCUUCAACGACGGCACGGCGGUGCAGAGCGCAGAGGACUGGAAAUGUCGGAGCGCGCAGAUCACCGCGCUCGUGCAAGGCUACGAGGGUGGCGCAGUCAUGCCCGCGCCGACCUCGCUCACCGCCACCUUCACCAAGUCUGGCACGACGGGCACGCUCGCUAUCACCGCGAAGAACGGCGCGAACUCGAUCACCUUCUCGCCCACAAUCAAGUUCCCGUCCGGGACCGCGCCCGCCGCGGGCUGGCCGCUCAUCAUCGGGUACGGGGGCGGCAGCAUCCCCAUCCCUUCCAACGUCGCAGUCAUGACGUACUCGAACUCGGACAUGGCCCAGCAGAACGACGCCACCAGCAGCCGCGGCGUCGGCCUCUUCUACAACCUCUUCGGCAAGAACGCGACCGCGUCCGCGAUGACCGCCUGGGCCUGGGGCGUCUCGCGCAUCAUCGACGCGCUCGAGGCCACCCCGGCCGCGCAGAUCAACACCGCGCGCAUCGGCGUCACCGGCUGCUCCCGCAACGGCAAGGGCGCGCUCGUCGCCGGGGCGCUCGAGCCCCGCAUCCGGCUCACGAUCCCGCAGGAGUCCGGCUCCGGCGGCGACGCCUGCUGGCGCCUCUCGCUCUUCGAGCAGAACUCGGGCUCGGUCGUGCAGACGGCGACGGAGAUCGUGACGGAGAACGUGUGGUUCAGCACGAACUUCAACAACUACGUCAACAGCCUCGACAGCCUCCCGUACGACCACCACCUCCUCGCCGCGAUGGUCGCCCCCCGGCCGAUGAUCUCGUUCGAGAACACGGACUACGUCUGGCUCAGCCCGCUGAGCUCGUACGGGUGCAUGUCCGCCGCGCACACCGUCUGGAGCGCGCUCGGCGUCCCGGACCUGCACGGGUUCGAGCAGGUGGGCGGGCAUGCGCACUGCGCGUGGCCGUCGAGCCUGUCGCCGCAGCUGAACGCGUUCAUCAGCCGCUUCCUGCUCGACCAGAGCGCGAACACGACCGGCAUGUUCGCGUCCAACAUGCUCUUCGGCAACGCGACCUGGACCCCGUCCCAGUGGAUGGACUGGACGACGCCCACGCUCUCGGCGUUGGGACACGGUCCGUGGCGCCCGCGCCCCUCGAUUCACGAAUGA